AACAAAAACAGGCACAGUUGGGGCCAGAGUCACGGCAGGAGCUAGAGGAUCUGUCACCCCAGGUUCCUGCUGGUAGUUUAGUUGCCCAUCCUGGCUGAGGUGGGCCUGGCAGGGCUUCAGAGAGUCAGUCACCAGGACUGAGGUGAGUCGGAAAGAGGUGGGGUCAGGUGGGGGGCGCCCCCCAGAGCAGCCUGCCCGGGAAACAAGAGCCACCAGCUAAAAGCAGAUACACUGUCAUGGUGCUGAGGGCCUGAGUCACUGCUGCUGGGUGUCAGCUCUCUUCACUCCCCCACACCCGCCCACCAUUCCCCCUCCUUCCCCCCUCCCAUCCCUGAGGAGUCAUCCACAUAAAUAUUGAGUCCUGGCUUCAGUGGCCAGACAGGACCUCAAAAGGUCACCAAGGUUAUUCUUCUGACACCAGACAUGCUUCUCUGUCAUAUCACAGAGACAGGAAGAGUUUCAAGGAUGAUCCAGUCCAUAGCUAGGUGUGGUGGCACAUGCCUGUCAUCCCAGGAGGAUCAGGAGUUCAAGGCCAGCCCCUGCUUCAUAGGAAGUUGGAGGUCAUUAUUCCAGAGGCCCUGCUUGCAAAAAUCUAAAACAAGCCAAGCGUGGUAGCACACACUUUUGGCCCAGCACUGGGGAGGCAGAGGCAGGCAGAUCUUUGUGAGUUUGAAGCCAGCCUGGUCUACACAGGAAGAAUUCCAGGGAAGCCAGGGCUGCACAGAGAAACCCUGUCUCGAAAAACCAACCAACCAACAAAAAACCCAAUGGCCUUAAAUGGCCUCUGCAAAGCCCAUGGAACAUCACAGGAGAGGGGAUGGAAGGACAGUGGGAGUGGAAGGAGGGGCGGGAGGAUGUGGUGGUGGUGGUGUGUGGUCACCUGUGUAUGUACGGCAUGACCUCACAAACGUGAACACACAGCAGCUGUGGCUGUCUGCAUGGGGUCUGGAUAAAAGAGGGACAUUCAGAUAGCAGGGUAGCGGCGAGUUAGCAGGAAGGGAGUGAAGAAGAUGAGAAUGGAAUGGAUGAGAGAGGGUCACAGAGUGGGGUGGGGGGGGAGCCUGGUGGGUGACUAGGACACAAGUAUGAGACUCAAAACACAAGAACCUCAGCGCUGAGGACAUGGCUGCUGGUCUAGAGGACUAGGGCUUGGUUCCCAGCAUGCAUAUGGCGGCUCACAACCCCCUGUAAGUCCAGGUCCAGGGGAUCUUGCGCCCUCUGCUGGUUUCCACAAGCACCAGGAGCCCAUGUUGUACACAGACAGGCAGGCAAACAUGCAAGUGCACACACACACACACGUAUCAAGCACUCAAAAAAAAAAAAAAAGAUGAUGGUUCAGUCUUUUGUAUUUGGGGCAUCUUCCUCUCUGAAAGCAUUUUCACAAACGUAAGUGCUCCCCAAGAUUCUGAUCUAGGCCCCUGGAGAGAUGACUCAGCAUACUGCUUUUGCAGAGGACCUGAGUUUGGUUCCCACACCCACAACAGGCAGCUCAUAACCACCUAAAGCUCCAGUUCCAGCGGUGCAACCCCCUCUUCUGACUUCUGUGGGCACUCCACUCAUGCACCCACAUGAUGAAAAAGAAAAUAAAACUUUUAAUUUUAAAAUUAAAUUUAGUAUUUAUUAAAAUUUUUUUGUGUGUUUUGUCUGCAUGCAUACAUGUGAACCACGUGCAUGCUCUGUGCUCAUGGAGGCCAGAGGAGGAUAUUGAAUCCCCUGGAACUGGAGUUAUGAAUGGUUGUGAAUUAUCCAUAUGUUAACUUUAUAAAACUGUUUGUUUCUCAGUUUAUCUCUUAAUGCGGCUAUCACACAAAUAAUUGACUUUUUUAUAAUUGUUUAGUAAUAAGCUUCAUAACACAAUAACUGAGCAGUUAUUGCUCUAUUCUUAACCCUUUAAGCUAAUUUGGUGUCCUCCCAGCAUACAUCUCCAAGAACUUGCACUUUGCAGCUUUCCAGCUCUCUCUCCUGGUGUCUCCUCUGCACAUCAGCUCAGUCCCCUGGCUGAAUCCCCCACUUCCUCCUCUAACUCCUCCUUCCCUGGCUGGCAGGAAGUCCAGCCCUAUUCUCUUCCCUGCUCAGUGACUGGCUGUAAACUGCUUUAUUAUUUCAGGGGACAAUUAGGGAGCAGUGUUUACACAACACUGAGACAGGAGAUUCUCAGAAUUAGGAUUGCAACCAGAUACUGGUGUGGGUGUGUGUGUGUCAGAAGUUAGCAUUUGAAUCACACAAUAUAACCUUAUGCUUACAGGGACUAAAAUCCAAACCGGGGUCCUCUGUAAGAACAAAAGCUCUUAACUCCUGAGUCAUCUCUCCAGCCUAAAGUAAUUGUGAUGAUUUAAUAAACAAUCAAACAAAUAAAUAAUAAAUCUGACUUGGAGUUCUGAGGACCAGGAAUUCUUUCCCCUCAGUUCUCUGCCCAGCCAGCCUGAAGGCCAGGUCAGGAAUCCGUUUACAGAACAUCCUCCUGGAUCAUUUUCAGGCCUGGGAGACUUGGAUGAGAGGCAGGCAGGCCCAUGCUGCAAGGUGCACAAGACAGAAGUGAAAAGGAAGGAGCUGUGUGGCAGAUCCAAUCUGGCUUCGGACCGAUUCUAACAUAAUAGAUGUCUCUGCUGCUCCAGGCACUUAAGCACAACAGAAAGACCUUGAAGGAGAGGGGAAGAUGGCAGGCAAGAUUAGUCUACACAGCCUGGUCUUCACAGGAAGAAUUCUAGAAAAACCAGGGCUGCACAGAGAAACCCUGUCUCGAAAAACCAACCAACCAGCAAAAAAACCCAAUGGCCUUAAAUGGCCUCUGCAAAGCCCAUGGAAUAUCACAGGAGAGGGGAAGGAAGGGCAGAGGGAGUGGAAGGAGGACGGGAGGUGUGUGGAGGUACCGAGCAUAGGAGGCCCUGACACCCGUCUCAGCUCCCUGGUGCGCACGGCGGGGUGUGGCAUGUGAGGCCAGUUGUGACACUAGUGCCAGCUAGCUGCCCAAGAUCAGAGACAUGUUUGGGUUGUCAACAGAACAGCUAAGCAUCAGUUGACAGGUGGGUGAGGGAGGGUGGCUCUGGCAGCAGAACAGGCUCCCACCUCCUUCUACAGCACAGAAAACAUACCUGCUCCUGUUCUGAAGUGUCUAGGAUAGAGGCAGUUAGGAGUCUUGGAUUUUAACCAGUCACCAAAGGACCAUGAUCUUCAGAGUGGCUGCUCUGAUGGGGGGGGGGGGGGAAUUAUCCAUUUUCUUCUUCCACCUCCUUUUUUUUUCCUCCUCCUUUUUUUCCCACUUGUAAAUUAAUUAUUUUUUCACUUUACAUCCUGUUUGUAGCCCCAUCAUUCCUCCUUCCUGUCCAGUCCUCCCUCCCUCUCUCCCCUCUCCCCUCGCCUUCUUGACACAGGGUCUCAUGUAGCCUGGGUUUCGAUCCAAUUUGCUAUAUAGUGGAGGAUGACCAUGAAUUUCUGGUUCCCCUGCCUCCACCUCCCAAGAACUGGGAUUUCAGACAUGUGCCACCACAGUGGGUUAGGAACUGAACUCGGGGCUUCGCGCAUGCUAGGCAGGCAUUGUACAAACUGAGCUGCGUCACCAGCGCCCCAAUCUUCUGAAAGGGUCACCGAGCACACACCCGUUAUAUUGUGUCCACUGCCCUGCUAAAGCCUCAGGAGCUUGGAGAUGGGACAGUCUAGGCCUGAGCUCAGCCUCUGCUGUGUGACCGUGGGUAACUGAGGUGACAUUCCUCUGACCUUCCGCCAGGCAUUACUCUAGACCACAAGGGUGCAGAGGCUGUACUGAGUUGCAGAACAGUGCUUCCAACACACGCAUACUCACACAUGUACACACACAUGCACACACAUAUGCACAUGCAUAAACACAUAUGCACACACACAUCUACAAACACAUACAUGUAUGAAUACACACAUGUACACGUACACACACAGAUGCACUCACACGUGUAUACACAUAAACAUACACACAUACACCACACAUAUGUAUUUCCAAACACACACACAUGCACACAGCACACGCACACACUUCUUUGUCUUCUCCCCAUGACAUUUUCUCAGAGGGGCCAGCCAGAGCCACAGCUCCUAGGAAACUGGGUGUUGAGGGGCAGCUUACUGAGAUUUCGGGGCUAGGUGAAAAUCCCAUCGCCUUGCUAGGCCGUGGCUGCCGCCAGCCCUCCCAGCUCACCACUCUUGCCUUCCUCUCCACCCCUGACCAAGAUGAGACUGUCAAAGCAAGCCCAGAGCUCAGUGUGCAUGCCUGGGUGUCAGGCAAACCAGGGUGGGGGUCCUGGUUCUGGCCCUCAGGCUCUGGGGUCUGGGUGGUGCUGGUCUAGGGUAUGUGUCAUUGGUAAGUGCCACCAUGUCAGCUGGCCUCUGUGUGAUCUUGGACAAGAAGCCUCACAGUUCUGCGGUGCCGUUUCUUUGAAACAGGAUAAUGGGCCAUGUCCCCGGCUUUGGAGAGGACGUAGUCAUUGGGGCAGUUCUGGGCACUGCGGGCCAGCUAUGGUGACCCCAUUGCUCCUAACCCAGUGUGAUUUUUGUUGUCCCCUCCCCUCCCACCCUCUCCUCUCCUACUUUGAAACCCAGGCCCAGCUGAGAGCCCAGGCCCUCAGGCUCAGACCCUCACCAUCCUGUGUUCAGCGGCUCCCGUCCUCAGGCUCAGACCCCAGGAGUCCCCAGGGACCUAUAGCAUUGGGACAGGGUCCCUCUGCCUCGCCUUCUAGUGUGGGACAACCUGCCCCGCCUGGCUCCCCAGUAGCUUCCUGGUCAGUCAGUCGGGGAGUUCUGACCAGUUUCUCAAGGACAUUCUUAAUAGCUUCCUUAACCGCAGGAGGGGAGGGGACUGGUGGAGGGCACACCUGCAGAGGCUCAGAACAAAGAGACUGUGCUGGAGGAGGCCCUGCUGGGGCUUCAGCGGGUCGCCCUAACAGAAGCGGGCACGGGUGCACAGUGGCUCACCAAGCAACCCUCCACCUGUCGUCUGUCUUCAGAGAAACCAUGGAGGAACUAGUGGCUCUGCGGGACGGCUCCUCCAGGAAGCCGGAGACUCUGCAAGAGCUCUGGGGUCCGUGUCCGCGCGUCCGCAGAAGCAUCCAGGGGGGCCUGGAGUGGCUGAAAGAGCGGCUGUUCCGUGUGGGCGAGGACUGGUACUUCCUGAUGGCUCUCGGGGUGCUCAUGGCUCUGAUCAGCUAUGCCAUGAACUUCGCUAUUGGGCGUGUGGUCAGAGCACACAAGUGGCUGUACAGGGAGAUUGGCGACAGCCACCUGCUCCGGUAUCUCUCCUGGACCGUGUACCCCGUGGCCCUUCUGUCCUUCUCCUCUGGCUUCUCACAGAGUAUCACGCCAUCCUCUGGAGGCUCCGGGAUCCCAGAGGUGAAGACCAUCUUGUCCGGUGUGGUCCUGGAGGAUUAUCUAGACAUCAAGAACUUCGGGGCCAAGGUGGCGGGCCUCUCCUGCACCCUGGCAACCGGCAGUACCAUCUUCCUGGGAAAAGUGGGCCCCUUCGUGCACCUGAGUGUGAUGAUUGCUGCCUUCCUGGGCCGUGUGCGCACCAAGACCAUCGGGGAAUCUAAGAACAAGACCAAGGAAAUGGAAAUGCUGGCCGCCGGAGCAGCAGUGGGCGUGGCCACGGUCUUCGCAGCCCCGGUCAGCGGUGUCCUGUUCAGCAUCGAGGUCAUGUCCUCUCACUUCUCCGUCUGGGAUUACUGGAGGGGCUUCUUCGCUGCCACCUGUGGGGCCUUCAUGUUCCGUCUCCUGGCGGUCUUCAACAGUGAGCAGGAAACCAUCACCUCCAUCUACAAGACCAGCUUUCCGGUGGACAUACCCUUUGACUUACCAGAGAUCUUCUUUUUUGUCACCCUGGGGGCCAUCUGCGGCAUCCUGGGCUGCACGUACAACUACUGCCAGAGAACUUUCCUAUUUUUUCUCAAGGCCAAUGGGGUCACCUCCAAACUGCUGGCCACCAGCAAACCCUUGUACUCAGCUCUGGCCACCCUGGUCCUGGCUUCUAUCACCUAUCCCCCUGGUGCGGGCCGCUUCAUGGCUUCCCGGCUGUCCAUGUCAGAGCACUUGGAGACUCUGCUUGACAACAACUCCUGGGCACUGAUGACCAAGAACGCGUCCCCUCCCUGGCCAGCAGAGCCUGACCCCCAGAACCUGUGGUGGGAAUGGUGUCACCCACAGAUGACUGUCUUUGGGACGCUAAUCUUCUUCCUGGUCAUGAAGGCAGGCUGAAAGAGAGGAGUGGAACAAACCCAGCAUGAGCCCGCACACAGUGGGUGCUUUAUUGAGGCUUUAUUGUCUCCCGGUUGGUGUCAUCUCUAGAGCCAGAUGCUGCCGUGGGCCCCGGCCUGGGCACCCUUUUCUCUAGAAACCUCCCGUCCCUCCCGUAUCCUUGCCCUCCUGUGUUGGUUCUAACUCCUGCCAUGUGGGUACAACCUCC
This is a messenger RNA of Meriones unguiculatus (Mongolian gerbil), 6418 nucleotides long. Its product is annotated as chloride channel protein ClC-Kb. Gene Ontology annotation, molecular function: voltage-gated chloride channel activity. The transcript has 13 exons. NCBI's taxonomy places the organism in Eukaryota, Metazoa, Chordata, Mammalia, Rodentia, Muridae. The record is from RefSeq and is a predicted model, not a curated record. Gene Ontology annotation, cellular component: membrane. Gene Ontology annotation, biological process: chloride transport; transmembrane transport. Bases 4195 to 6210 code for a protein of 671 amino acids.